Octodon degus (degu) is the source of this 4443-nucleotide messenger RNA. It is a transcript of the gene Esrrb, whose product is annotated as estrogen related receptor beta. Gene Ontology annotation, biological process: regulation of DNA-templated transcription. Gene Ontology annotation, cellular component: nucleus. NCBI's taxonomy places the organism in Eukaryota, Metazoa, Chordata, Mammalia, Rodentia, Octodontidae. Gene Ontology annotation, molecular function: nuclear steroid receptor activity; nuclear receptor activity; zinc ion binding. The coding region runs from base 265 to 1512 and encodes 415 amino acids. The transcript is spliced from 6 exons. The record is from RefSeq and is a predicted model, not a curated record.
GUAGGGUUAGUGGGCUCCACGUCUCGGGUGCCCCAGCCUGCUCCGCGGCGCCGCAUCCCCUCUGCCCGGCUCUCCGCUCCGAGCGCGCGGAUGAGUGGGAGCGCGGGGCGGUGCGCACGGCUCCCGGCCUCCCUCCCUCCCUCUCUCGCCGUGCUGUGCUCGCGGUGCCCCUGCCGGACUCGCACUCGCCAGUGCCCUUCACUGUCUGCCGCGUGAUUGGCCCGCCGCCUUUCUCCGCCAACUGGGAAUGCUAAACCGGGACUGAUGGACGUAUCGGAACUCUGCAUCCCGGACCCCCUCGGCUACCACAACCAGCUGCUGAACAGGAUGUCCACGGACGACCGGCACCUGGGCUCCAGCUGCGGCUCCUUCAUCAAGACUGAGCCGUCCAGCCCGUCCUCGGGCAUCGAUGCUCUCAGCCACCACAGCCCCAGCGGCUCGUCGGACGCCAGCGGUGGUUUUGGCCUGGCCCUGGGCACCCACGCCAAUGGGCUGGACUCACCGCCUAUGUUCCCAGGCGCGGGGCUGGGAGGCACCCCGUGCCGCAAGAGCUACGAGGACUGUGGGAGCGGCAUCAUGGAGGACUCGGCCAUCAAGUGCGAGUACAUGCUCAACGCCAUCCCCAAGCGCCUGUGCCUCGUGUGCGGGGACAUUGCCUCUGGCUACCACUACGGCGUGGCCUCCUGCGAGGCCUGCAAAGCCUUCUUCAAGAGAACCAUCCAAGGUGUGCGCCUUGACCGAGUGCGUGGGGGCCGCCAGAAAUACAAGCGACGACUGGACUCAGAAAGCAGCCCAUACCUGAGCUUACAGAUUUCUCCACCUGCUAAAAAGCCAUUGACCAAGAUUGUCUCAUACCUACUGGUGGCUGAGCCAGACAAGCUGUAUGCCAUGCCUCCUGCCGGCAUGCCUGAGGGGGACAUCAAGGCGCUGACCACUCUGUGUGACCUAGUGGACCGGGAGCUUGUGGUCAUCAUCGGCUGGGCCAAGCACAUCCCAGGCUUCUCCAGUCUCUCGCUGGGAGACCAGAUGAACCUGCUGCAGAGCGCCUGGAUGGAGAUCCUCAUCCUGGGCAUUGUGUACCGUUCGCUGCCCUAUGACGACAAGUUGGUGUACGCUGAGGACUACAUCAUGGACGAGGAGCACUCGCGCCUGGCAGGGCUGCUGGAGCUCUACCGUGCCAUUCUGCAGCUGGUGCGCAGGUACAAGAAGCUCAAGGUGGAGAAGGAGGAGUUCGUGACGCUCAAGGCCCUGGCUCUUGCCAACUCAGAUUCCAUGUACAUUGAGGACCCGGAGGCCGUGCAGAAGCUGCAGGAUCUGCUGCACGAGGCGCUGCAGGACCACGAGCUGAGCCAGCACCACGAGGAGCCCCGGAGGAUGGGCAAGCUGCUGCUGACGCUGCCCCUGCUGCGGCAGACGGCCACCAAGGCCGUGCAGCACUUCUACAGCGUCAAGCUGCAGGGCAAGGUACCCAUGCACAAACUCUUCCUGGAGAUGCUGGAGGCCAAGGUCUGACGGCCCGCCCAGCGCACGGACCUACGGAUGAUGGACCAGCGUGGAGACUUGCUGCCUCCAGCCUCGACCUCCGACCCCUGUGUGGUUCCAGAGCAAGGGACUUCUGCCUCCGGCUGUGUGUGUAGACUCCUGGGUGCAGGGGUGGGGGCAGGGCAUGGGCUCAUCUGUCACCUGCUUUUACUUUGGUACAUUUUUCCUUCUCCAUGGGUUGCUCUGAGGCCUGGGCCUGGGCUGACUCCCCUUGACACUGGAGACCCCGGGAGGAAGCACCUGCUACCCCACCAGACCAGUGUGAAGCAGCGGGUUUCCUGACCCAUUGCUUGUCCACAGCCUAGAUGGGCAGUGUUGGGUGCACCAGACUGUGACAACUCCUCGACGCCACCUGGGGGUGCCGUUCCACAGAGGGCAGGUCGUCCAGGGUCUUGGGCAGCUCUUUCCCAGGGCCCUGCCUGCCUGUGUCCUCUGGAGCACUCAAGAGGCCCCUUACCUUCUGCAGUCCACAUGGAUCUGUCCCUUCUCAGCCCUACACAUGUUCAGCUCCCAGCCCGGUACACCUUAGGGAGUAGCAGCCAGAGCUCCCAUGUUUUCCUGGGUACCCACUCUUCGGUGCUGUCCCACCAGACCUCACUGCUGCCCCAGUGCCCCUCUGUCAUCCCCACUUCCCCGAGGCCCUCCCCUACCUCAGGGCUUACACCGGGGCAUCUGCCAGCCACUGUGCAUCUAGGCCUGGACACACUGGUGUGCUGGCUCCAAAAAGAGUCGGUCCAGUCUGGUCCCCAGAAACCCCGGGGCCUUGGGAUGUUCCAAGACCUGGCCCCAUCCAGGGACACACGGAGGCUCUUGUUCAAGGCCAGCAGCCAUGGGAAGGUCUAGCAGGCUGGGGAAAGGCCCCAGCAGCACACACCGAGCAUAGAGAGGCCUGGCUGCAGAGUAGGGAGCAGGGGAGUCCUGCCGCCUGGUUAUGUUGUCCUCAGGUAGUGGGAUCUGGUGCCUUGGGGAGGGCAGAACACUGACUUGGUGGGAGGAAGAAGUGAGGAGAGGCCCCCUUCACUGCAAUCCAAAGAAGCAGGGAGCAUCUGCUGGCAGAGCUGUGGUGGUAGCUGCCUGGGCGGGGCCCAAGCCUCUGGCCUCUCUGUGGUCACCGCCAUCCAGUUCUGCCCCUGGUUUUCACAUGGGGCAUUCUGCAUCCCAGGAAACACGUCGGGUGUGUGGGAUAGAUGCUCACCCCACUGUUGUGGGGGGCCGUGAAGCCACUUCUCACCACUCCAGGGUAGUUCUGUAUUCCCAUCGGUGCUUAUGGGUUGGCAGCAGGGAGGAUCCCUGGGGACGAAGGGGGUUCAGUCUGGGAUGGAAAGUGCCCUUGCCAUCUUCUGAGGCACAGCUCGCGCCUGGCCCUGGGUCAGUGCUCCAGGGACGCACUGGGUCCUGGCCCCUGGGUCCCUACGGGGUUCCCGCGGGAAGCCGCUCUAUUGGCCUGCCCUACCUGACCCGAUAACCCCCAGCAACUGCAUGGCCUGAUCCGCUGGGAUUUGCUAGGAGCAUUCUGGGAGAGCCCCUCCCAGAGCCCCCUUUUUGCCUGAGGCCUGAGUCACUGGAUAAAUCAACACUAUAGAGUCCCCAUGCCCCAUCCCCUAGCUCUCCAUGCUGCCCCAAUGCCCCUUGCCUCCGAUCCCAGUGGUUAGACACAGUCAGGGCAAAGGCAUCUUGGGGAGUUGGGAGGCCCGGGGUAAACCUCUGAUCUCACAUAAUCUCUCAGGUCCUCAACUGAGGGGCGGCUCUGAAGAAUCCUAGUGAGAGUAGUUGGGUUCUAUUCUGUGCCCUGCCUCACUGCACCAUGUACCCCCAGGAAGGGGCAGAGGGUGGCAUUUCACACUGCUGUGUGGUGUCACUUUGUGCCUCAGCAUUGUCCAUCAGUGCCAGCAGUGAUGGGCCCAGCUGGUGCCUGCAGUGGGGAUCCUGGGAGUGGUGGGUGCCUUGCACGCGGCGUUUUUGCCUCCCAGGGUCUGAUAUUUCCCCAAGUUCCCAAGUUAGAGCUCCUCCUGGCAGGAGGGGCUCCAUUUCCUGAGGUGGAACUGCUGUGACAAGCAAUGGGGGAGCUGCCCCUGGUACCGCUGGGAACUGUGCUGUGAGGAGGCCCUGGGUCUGCUGGGCAUCUGGGGCAGAGGGUAGGGCCAGCUGCUUAGUGGGAAUCCAGGUGGGGGGGGUCUCCAUAGGGAGGGCAGGGCACUGACUAGAAUGGAUGGAAGGAGAGUUAGAAGACCCUGCAACCCCAAACAACACCCAAGUUUAGCCACCCCCACCCCAUCCACCAUUUCUGAAAGAUCUGUAAAGAGGAAACGUCCCUUCUCAGUUGUACACUCAUGCUACUGGUCAUUUGAAGCAAACCAGGAAAUAAACAUAAAUCCAACCACAGAGAAAGGUGGUGCUCGCUGGAUUUUGUUUGGUCCCCUCCACCCUGUCCUUUCUAAGGCUCCAGAUGGCUUUAUCAUGCACGCGCUUGAGGUUGUCUCCAGUGUGUUCAUAGGAGGCUUUGAUGUUUUCCCAGGCUACAGUUCAACACUUUUGAGUAAGGCUUGUGGAGAAGCGUUAGGAGGUGGUGCAGGGGCCCCUCUGUGCUGGGCACCUUUCCAGACUCUCCUCCCCAGGCCAGACAGGAGAAGUGACAAAGGCCACAGUAAAAAGUUGUGACCAAAAGAUGGAAGGGCCCAGGGUCCAGCCCCACUGAACACCAAAGAAAAGCACUGUGUGAAAAGAUGGCUUUAUUUUGUAAUGAUGCUAAUACAGCUGGAAUGGCUUCUCAAGAUGUAUAUAUUUUUAAAUGGCAGUCCCUUGUUGCCGUGUCACCCCGUCUAUGUUCUCCUGAAGACCCCUGUAAAUCACACACCCUAGGACUCUUCCAUCCUGAUCCCAUGUAUCUGGAAUCUAAUAAAU